Molecule: messenger RNA, 1295 nt
Organism: Arabidopsis thaliana (thale cress)
Lineage: Eukaryota; Viridiplantae; Streptophyta; Magnoliopsida; Brassicales; Brassicaceae
Product: alpha/beta-Hydrolases superfamily protein
Exons: 8
Coding region: 89-1048 (319 amino acids)
Source: RefSeq, marked reviewed
UUUCUUCUUCCACAAGAAACAACAACGAAGCCAUAUAUUCUUUUGUGUCUUAGUUGCUACUCUCACAUUACAUUAUCUGGGAUCAAAUAUGGCUCAUGUGGAUGGGCAAGUUGGAUAUAGCGAGGAAUUCAUCGAGAAUUCGCGGGGAAUGCAACUCUUAACAUGCAAAUGGUUUCCAGUCAAUCAAGAACCAAGAGCUCUCAUCUUCUUUUGCCAUGGCUAUGCAAUUGAUUGCAGCACCACCUUUAAAGAUAUAGCACCUAAGUUUGCAAAAGAAGGUUUUGCUGUGCAUGGAAUUGAAUAUGAAGGGCAUGGGAGAUCAAGCGGUCUCUCUGUCUACAUUGAUAACUUCGAUCUUCUCAUCGAUGAUGUCUCUUCACAUUUCUCCAAAAUAUCUGAGAUGGGAGAUAACACAAAGAAGAAGAGGUUUUUGAUGGGAGAGUCGAUGGGAGGAGCAGUAGUCCUUCUCUUGCACCGCAAGAAACCCGAGUUCUGGGAUGGAGGAAUCCUUAUUGCACCCAUGUGUAAGAUUGCUGAGGAGAUGAAACCAUCACGAAUGGUUAUAUCUAUGAUAAAUAUGGUUACAAAUCUGAUCCCAUCAUGGAAAUCGAUAAUUCAUGGACCCGAUAUCCUUAAUAGCGCGAUUAAACUGCCUGAAAAGAGACAUGAGAUAAGAACGAAUCCAAAUUGCUACAAUGGAUGGCCUCGUAUGAAGACAAUGAGCGAGCUUUUCAGAAUCAGCCUCGAUCUAGAGAACCGUUUGAACGAGGUGACAAUGCCAUUCAUAGUCUUGCAUGGAGAAGAUGAUAAAGUGACAGAUAAAGGAGGGAGCAAACUGCUUUAUGAGGUGGCUUUGUCUAAUGACAAGACUUUGAAGUUGUAUCCAGAAAUGUGGCAUAGCCUUCUUUUUGGAGAGCCUCCGGAGAAUUCAGAGAUUGUGUUCAAUGACAUUGUCCAAUGGAUGCAGACAAGAAUCACUACUCUUCAAGUAAAGGCUAAUAAUCAUGAAGCAAAAACCUCAAAUCUGAUUACCUCAGAUUCGGUUUAGACUAUAACCACGUCUUGUUUUUUGCUCCAAGUGAGACUAUAUUUUUUUCUUUCCAAGGUCUGAAUAGAUAAAGGCUGCAUGAUAGCUUAUCAGAUUAUAGAUGGUUUUUGGAAACCAUUUUUUUUUUUUUUUUGUAAACAAGAUUUGUAUUUUUAAUUUUUUGGAUGUUCUUGUGAUUGUCUCUUCUAAAGCACUACUGAUUUAACUAAAUACAAUUUGAAUUAUUUUUGAAAAAUAUCAAUUAAUA